AUGCGACUUAUCAAUACCACGACUCUCGAGGUUGAGGAAUUCUUUGAUGUCUCCAUCCCAGAGUAUGCUAUCUUAUCGCAUACCUGGGCCGACGGUGAAGUCUCGCUUCAAGAUUGGGCCGAUCGCAAAAACCGUCGCUUUAAGCCAGGCUUCCAGAAGAUCAUGUGGGCUUGCGCUCAAGCCGCUGAGGACAAGCUAGGUUAUAUCUGGGUAGACACCAACUGCAUUGACAAGAGCAGCUCUGCAGAAUUAUCCGAAGCUAUCAAUUCCAUGUUUAGAUGGUACAGAAGAUCUGCUGUCUGCUAUGUAUACUUGGUGGAUGUCCCUGCCUUGACGCUGGACGAAUGUACCGAGCCGGACAGUGCGUUUAGAAAUGCAAGAUGGUUCACAAGAGGUUGGACUCUUCAGGAGCUGAUUGCACCGCCUAAUUUGCGGUUCUUCUCUAGCAACUGGACCAUGAUAGCGACGAGCGCUGAACUGGCGCCAUCUAUCACCGAGAUCACAGGGAUCCCAUGGUCACGUCUUCUCAAGGGCCGGCUAUCCAAGUCACAUCCACUUCGAAGAUACAGUAUCGCACAGAGGAUGUCUUGGGCGUCAAGGCGCUCGACGACUCGUAUAGAGGACCAAGCUUACUCUCUCCUCGGGCUUUUCGAUAUAUCCAUGCCCUUAGUAUACGGAGAGGGCUAUGGGGCAUUUACCAGGCUCCUCGGAGAAAUCAUUCACAAGUAUGCCGACCAGAGCUUCUUCGCUUCUCAACUACAAUAUGUCGAUUUUCUCCCUCGCUCGCCUAUGGAGUUUCGUGACUCCCAGUCAGUCGUGGUCAGCAGUUCGCCUCAGCUCCAGAGGCAUUAUAAACCAGCAGAACAUUCGCACUCAUUCCACCUGACCAACACUGGACUGCAGAUCAUUCUGCCUAUUGUGCCCACUGUGGUUCCUCACUUUGUAUUUGGCGUCCUCGAUUGCUGGGAUAUCGAGACUGCUAGUACUACAACAACACGCAACGUAUCACGAGUAUGGAUCCCGCUGCUUCGGAAGGGCAAUGAAGAGGCGCAGAGAUACUUGCGAUUAAUAUGGCCUCAAACCUUCUUCUCUGUAAAGCUACCUCAGAAAGACAGUAUCCUAUCUCACGCUGAGAAAAGGCUUUUCUCUGAAGGGGAAGGAGAUUCAGAAUCUGACUCAGACAAACCGUCCGAUCAUGUGGAAACAGUAUCAAUGACCAUGCAAACAAGCAUUCUGGUAAAGAAGCCAUAUGCGAGCAUUCUAUCAAUCCCUUUGUGGCACCCUCGCGAGGCAGGAAGUCCAUUUCUACUCUGUUUCCCCCGAGGAACCUUAAAUUAUCGUCUAUAUGGCAUUUUCCCGAGUCAUCGUGAGUCGGACCUCGAAUGGGCAUCGGAGACGCCCCCUUUGCUACCACUCAUAAUGCCACGCCGGAUGGAUCAAAACAAUCCCUAUAUGAACACUAGCGAGACGUCUGCACAAGGCCAACUAGAAGUCUACGCUGCAGUGAUCGUGUUCAAGAAGAAAGGUUCAAAACCUGCGGAAUAUGUCGCUAUUUGUUUGACAAAUGUUAGACACAUGGCUGAUGGGAACGGAAGCAGGAUGAUAUUCGAGCCAAGGUGUAAGAUUAUCCCAAACUGGUCACCGACAAAUGACCAAGAUGUGAAAGCUGUCGACUUUUGUGCCUUUCCUGACAUCGACCAUACUGGUGACACCUUAGUAGCGGUGCAGAAGAUAGCGAGCAAUCCCCGGAUCACAGCGAAGGGCCGCGAGCAUCGCUACGUUGGACUGACACAAGUUAUAUUCGACAGAAGGCAGAUGGUAGAGGAAUUGCGCUUAGUGUCAGGUAACGAAGAGAAAAGAUCGAGGGGAAUAUUGGAACACUAUGGGCAGGAAUCUUCAGACGAGCACACCGUCUCGGGUAGAGGGCAUGUAUGA
Fusarium subglutinans is the source of this 1935-nucleotide messenger RNA. RefSeq names its product het domain protein. NCBI's taxonomy places the organism in Eukaryota, Fungi, Ascomycota, Sordariomycetes, Hypocreales, Nectriaceae. The record is from RefSeq and is a predicted model, not a curated record. The transcript has a single exon. The coding region runs from base 1 to 1935 and encodes 644 amino acids.